AAAUUAAUUGAGUAGAAUAUAUUUCCUCAAGCACUUAAUAAAAUGUUUAGGGAUAUUAUUUUUGCCUGCGCAUUGGAUGGUGUAGCAACAGGUUUGGAGAUUGCGACGGGAGUAUUUCAAUCUAAUAAGGUGAGGAAUGCGGUGAAGGAUCCGUCGAGUUCGACUGAUUGUUAUGCGGGAACGGAUGUUAUCAUUUUUUGGAUACCUUUGCUAGUUGUAGGCUGUUGUGGUGUACUUGCUCAUCUAAUUGCUUGCAAGUAUGGACGACGCAUCUACCGCAAUCGUGAUCCUCUCCCCGAUAAACAGAAGACAUAUGCAAUCCUUUUUGCAAUAGCCGCUUGUUUCGCAUUUGGUGUGGGAAUUUCUAUGAUUGUUAAAGGGUUUGUUGUGCUUGUUUCGGGUAAAGAGGUGCGCUAUUCUAAUGGACACUGUUCCAUCGUCAGCCCCUGGGAUGUGGUGAUUACAGCAUUUGCUUGGUUUCUACACGGUGGAUUUGUCGGUCUAGCAUAUUACACAUUUCGUGAUGUCUCUGCAUGACACUACAAGGAAGAUAUACCAAAUGUUAACAGGAACGAUCUACAAGGGCCGUUUAAUUACUUUGAGAUUUGAGAGUCCCUGUUUUGAAUGACAAAUCGAGAUCUGUAGUAUACCUAAGAUAAAUAUUUUAUAACAAUGUACUAUCUCUGUACCAUUUUGUCUUGUUUUUAAUUUGAUAUAUUUAUUAAUAAAUCGGUUGGAAAGUAGA
Cuscuta europaea is the source of this 745-nucleotide messenger RNA. The record is from the annotation of a GenBank genome assembly. NCBI's taxonomy places the organism in Eukaryota, Viridiplantae, Streptophyta, Magnoliopsida, Solanales, Convolvulaceae.